Molecule: messenger RNA, 1268 nt
Organism: Hemiscyllium ocellatum (epaulette shark)
Lineage: Eukaryota; Metazoa; Chordata; Chondrichthyes; Orectolobiformes; Hemiscylliidae
Product: homeobox protein Hox-D5
Exons: 2
Coding region: 1-759 (252 amino acids)
Biological process (GO): regulation of transcription by RNA polymerase II; anterior/posterior pattern specification
Cellular component (GO): nucleus
Molecular function (GO): DNA-binding transcription factor activity, RNA polymerase II-specific; RNA polymerase II cis-regulatory region sequence-specific DNA binding
Source: RefSeq, a predicted model, not a curated record
AUGAGUUCCUACUUUUUAAACUCCUUCUCAGGUCGCUACCAAAAUGGCCACGAUUAUCAGUUGCCGAGUUAUGGAAAUACUGCUUCUGUCGGCGAGCAUUUCAGGGAGUCGACGAUGCUCUCCGCCAGGUAUGGCUAUGAUUACACCGGGAUAGACCUCAGCAUGACUCGUUCGAACUCAAAUCUGUGUGGUGACAAUGAAAGGUCCACCAAUUACCUGCAAACAGUCAAUAACACCUUUCAUAGUUCAUCUGGGGUGAAAAUGAAAUCUCCUGAACCUGCCUUCUGUUCGGGAUCUUUAAUAAGCUCAUCAGAUAGUGCUAUUAAGACGGGGGCGAUUAUUACAGAAUCCAAUCAUUCAUACCACGGUAACCAGGACACAUCGCCGGUUAACGAUGAACAUCCUAAGGGGACGAACAGCCCCAAACCGGAAAGUGGGCAACUAGACAAGGAUCCAGCACUGCAAAUGCAGAUAUACCCAUGGAUGAAAAAGAUGCACCUUAACCAAGAAGGCUUAAGUGGGCUAGAAGGGAAACGAACGAGGACAGCAUAUACUCGGUACCAGACCCUGGAGCUGGAGAAGGAAUUCCAUUAUAACAGAUAUCUUACACGACGCCGCCGGAUAGAAAUCGCUCACGCCCUGUGCCUGACUGAAAGACAAAUUAAAAUCUGGUUCCAAAACCGAAGAAUGAAAUGGAAAAAGGACAAUAAAUUGAAAAGUAUAAAUGUCAGCCCCCCAGGAGUAGGCUUUCAGCCAUAGCCUGUUUCAUCCUAAUUCUGGCUAUACAAUAUUACUGUCCAGAUGAUCUUUUAAGUUGCAAUAGGAAAGGUUGUUUGGCCACAUUAGGUACUCCUCUAUGAGAUGCGUUUAUUAAUACGUUGUUCUCAUAUGGGUACAACGUCUUGCUAUCAAUUUACCAAGAAAAGAAUACAAUUUAUCAGUUGUCACCAACAGAUGUUAAAUCAUGUUUUUAUACAUUGAUGGUAAUGGCCAUGCCUAAAUUUAGAUUAUAAGAGAAAGAGCGAGAAAGGGGUCAAACGACUUAAUGUAGCCAAGCAAGCCAUUUAUCUCUUGAGAACAGAAUGAAGUUGUGCUGUAUAUCUGGUUUCUGAACAAACGAAUCCCAUACCGGAAUAGAGCUUCGCUAAGAUUUUAAAUUAAUAAUAUUUUAUAAACUUAGAUGAAUAUUGUUCCUGUCAUCUCUUUUUACAUCAAACUUUCUUUUGUUUGAUUUUGCCUUGGAAUGUUUAUGGCACGAGUGUUGCUGU